Molecule: messenger RNA, 1484 nt
Organism: Klebsormidium nitens
Lineage: Eukaryota; Viridiplantae; Streptophyta; Klebsormidiophyceae; Klebsormidiales; Klebsormidiaceae
Source: the annotation of a GenBank genome assembly
CCUCACUCCUCGAAAAUUCUCAAAUCGUCACAACAAUGUCAGAAUUGAGCAGGGAAAGAUAAAGCAGAGCAGCAUGAGGAGUUCUGGUGAUAAUACGGGUGGUCAAGUUGGUGGUGCUGCAACGAUUCAACCCGACCAGAAUGAUGGGAAGGGUGGUAAAAAGAGGAAAGAGUUGAAUGCGGACCCGAGCGAUGAUUCAGAUUCCAGUGAUGUUGUGAGACGUGAGGAGAGAGCAGAACGUGGGGGCCUCAAGAAAAGCCGAAAGCACAGGAGAAAAAGUUUAGAAAGUAGCCCUCAGAAUGAUGAUGACAGGGAGCGCGAUCGAAGAAAGCGGCGAAGAAAGCGGGAGAAGGAGAGGGACUUUAGCAGCGCUUCAUCGAGCGAUGAUGAUGUCAGCUCAGAAGAGGAGGAGCGAAGGAGGAGGAAGCGUCAUAGAAGACGGAAAACUGCGCGCAAAAGGAGGGAGACCAGUAGCAGUGCUUCGGAGUCUGACGAGGACACCGAAAGCGAUCGGAAGAGUAGGAGACGGAGAAAAAAGCGGGCUCGGGUCAGGGAAUCAGAAUCCGAAAGCACAGACAGCGAAGGCAAGUUGAGGAAGAAGAAAGGGGAGAGGGGCAAAAAGUCAAGAGAUAAAAGCAAGGCUCCGUCAGAGGCGGAUAGAAAGAAACUGAAGAAAGAGAAGAAAAAGAAGAAGAAAGAGAAGCUGGGGAGCGGGGCUGUGACCGACCGCUACGGAAAGUAUGGACUGAUCAGGGAGGUGGACAUGUGGAACAAGCGACCGGAGUUUGGGGCGUGGUUGUCUGAAGUGAAGCAUAUCAAUAUCGAGACUCUCCCCAACCGUGAAGAGCGAGAGCUGUUCAAAGACUUCAUGGAGGACUACAACACGGCGACCCUGCCCUCCAAAAAGUACUACAACAUAGAGCUGCAUCAUAGGAACAAGGUCGCCAAGAUGCACGCGCGGGGGCAGCAGGUGGUCCAAGCGGAGAAAGUGGUCUUUGAUGACGAGGCGGAGAAGAGGGUUGAGCUGCAGCGGCAGCGGGACCUCAAGAAGGAGGAAGACUACCAGGCAUACAAGGCGUCCAUGGCGGCAGGAAUGGCCCAGGACAUGCGCGAGCAGGACCACUUGCGCAACGAGAUGCAGUACCAGUACCGGCUGGGCAACAUGGAGGCGGUCGAUACCAUCAAGCGCCGCCUUGCUCCUGAAGACCCAAACACGGUGGUCCCGUGAUCAGGAACGUAGGGGAUGUUCCAAGUUUGAUGCUUGGUGGCCUGCUUUUGCUCGUCGCAUCUGUCUAGUACCAACUUGCCGAUCAGAUAAGCAUAAGGGGGAAAGUUGCCACACACCCUACACAUUCGCUUCCGGCUCGUGGCGUGCCUCCGUGGUCUCCAGCAUCCUGUGCUCUAGGGUCGGUUGUUUCCCGCUGUCACGUGCUCAACGCGGAGGUUGGAUGUUUUCGUCAUAUUGGUGCGCUUAUUAUGGCCGC